AUGUGUGUCACGUUAUGUGGAUUCGGAUUAUGCAAUAGACAUAGACAAGAGGAGAUCCACCAUGAGGCUUCUAAGGAAGCGUUACGGCUGACAAGAUUAACUAAAGAGUUCGAGAUAGCUCAAGACUUGGUGGUGAUACAAAGUGACAGUCAAAGUGCUAUAUGCUUAGUCAAGAAUCAAGUGUUUCACGAAAGGUCUAAGCAUAUUGAUGUACAGUACCACCGGAUAAGGGAUUGGGUGAACGAUGGGGACAUUGCAAUAGAGAAGGUUCAUGUGGAUGAGAAAGCUUCGGAUUGCUUGACCAAGCCAAUCACAACUGAGAAGCUCGCCAAGGUAGAUACUGUUGAUGUUGGCUCGCCUAAAGAUGUGGAAGGAGUGAAGGAAACAUACGGUCAAAAGAGCUGUAGUUGUUUUGAUUGGGCUCUGCGAACACAGACUCUCGAGCAACCUGAAUGA
Messenger RNA from Prunus armeniaca (apricot), 456 nucleotides. The record is from the annotation of a GenBank genome assembly. Lineage: Eukaryota; Viridiplantae; Streptophyta; Magnoliopsida; Rosales; Rosaceae.